Molecule: messenger RNA, 835 nt
Organism: Lingula anatina
Lineage: Eukaryota; Metazoa; Brachiopoda; Lingulata; Lingulida; Lingulidae
Molecular function (GO): methyltransferase activity
Source: RefSeq, a predicted model, not a curated record
AAACAAGAUGGAUCAACAAUAUGGCGUCCCGUGUUCAACAGCUUUUGGCAAACAAAUCCGUCAAUCAAAAUAUCCUGUGUACAGAAUGUUGGAUAGACAUCAUGGAUCACAUUUUUGGAGUGGAAAUGCUGUGAAUUACGAAAAACUGUACAAUAACAUAUUGCCUUAUGCACUGCAAGCAAUUGCUGGAAGUGUUAAUAGCACAGACCGUCCUUUUGUGGCGUGUGACUUCGGUGCUGGAGAUGGAGGAACAUCUAUGAAACUGAUGACUGAGAUCAUAAGAGCUGUACGAGCAAAAUACGGGAAAGAAAAACCUAUUGUGAUAGUGUACGAGGAUCUGCCCUGGAACGAUUUCAAGUCAUUAUUCUUUCUGACACAAGGUUUAUUUGAAGAUCAAAGGAACUUUCUUCCUCAAGAUAAAAACGUGUUUCUCCUGGCCAGUGGUACUAAUUUCUAUGAACGAUGUUUGCCGCCGAAUUACGUGGACCUGGCUGUAUCCUGCAGUGCGAUGCACUGGUUGAGUAAAAGGCCUUGUAAUCUUCAGUGGGAUAUUAUUGGUCAAGGUGACAAAGUCAGUUAUGAAGAGCUAGAUGCAUAUAAAAAGCAGGCUGCUGUGGACUGGGAGACAAUUCUCAUAAACCGGGCUAAAGAACUGAAAAUAGGUGCCCACAUCAUCAUAGCAAUUGUUGGUACGAAGGAAGGCGUGCAUUCCGGUAGUACAGCGAUUUACAAAGUUAAAGUCAUCCCGUAUCUAAGAGACUUAUGGCUUUCAUUUGCAACAGCGGGGCGAAUAACCAAGGUGAGACCUUUUUCUGGGGUGUACAAUGUAAAAUGA